AAGUAUUCUGAAAACACACCUUUAUAGUGGUUGCAUCGACGUAUUUUCAAUUUAGUUCCUAAUAACUUGGUUUAUUCUUAAAUUACCUAGGUACGGUCUAUUAAGUGAUUUCAAAAUGGGACUCAAGAAGCCAGUUUUAUUCUACUUUGCUGUUGUGUUAGUAAUCCUGAGCACACUCACACAUGAAGCCGAAGCGCGACGAAGAAUCCUCCGAGGACGGCGAGUGAUGACACGCACGUAUUACCAUGGUAACGCGGUACCGGCGUGGGCAAUCAGUUUGAUGGCUGGAAUGGGCAUGAUAAUAAUUGGUGGCGUCCUCUACGUCGUCAUGAGAAAAAUCGUCCUCUCGUCCGAGACUGGAACACUGAAUACUUAUCAACCAGCUAUGCAACACGACAACAGUGUAUAACUGUUUUAGAAAAAAUCACAUAUUGUAAUAAAUGGAGAUUUUUUUAUAGCUUGCUAAGAAAAAUAGUCAUGUAGCGAAACACAAAAUAGAACAAUACUAAAGCCCAUAAAGUUAAACUCGAUGUGGAAUGCUUAUCAACAAACAAAUUAAUGCUAAAGAUAUAAAUUAAAAAAAAUGCUAAAUUGAUUUAUUGCAGUAAAAUUUUUAAUGUCAUUAAUUUAGAAACAAUUCAAUUAAUAUUAUUAUUAUAUUUCAGUGAUUCAGCCGUACUCGAUGUGUACUGUUUACCAACAAACAAAUUAAAAAUAUUUCACACCUAAUAACAAUAAUUGUAAUUAACUUGUUCUCAUAUUAAUGAAAAUAAUCAGAGUAAUAAGCUUUGAACAAUUCGAUAUAGUUAAUAUAUUUUGAAUAACAUUUUAAAAAUAAACCAAGCCAUAAUGACUUGACGCGUUUUCUACCUUCAUUUCCAAAUUGUAAUACUCAGUGUAGGUAUAAAAUUACUAGCAAUUAAUACCCUCUUUUUAAACAAUUACCUACUGUAACAAUCCAUAUCGAGUUUUGGUUUAGUAUAAUCAUGUUGCGGAAAAAAUAACACUAUUUUAUAUCAAUAUUAGUGAUGAACUAAAUUGUACUGUGGCGCCCCCAGAUGGGUUUUUAUAUUUCUGACUGGCUAUCGAAAUUAAUGAGUUACAUAAGGAAAAUAAUAUAUUUCAUUUGUAUUUCGCACUUUGUUAAGAUUUAAUAAGAAAUAAAUGUUUACUUGUUUAUAUUUAUGGAUUGUAAUAUCUUAAUUUUAAGAUUUAGGAUAAAUUAAAGUAAAAUAAAAGACUAAAAGAUAAA
This is a messenger RNA of Bicyclus anynana (squinting bush brown), 1252 nucleotides long. RefSeq lists its product as uncharacterized. NCBI's taxonomy places the organism in Eukaryota, Metazoa, Arthropoda, Insecta, Lepidoptera, Nymphalidae. The record is from RefSeq and is a predicted model, not a curated record. The coding region runs from base 116 to 409 and encodes 97 amino acids. The transcript is spliced from 3 exons.